Messenger RNA from Ricinus communis (castor bean), 1821 nucleotides. RefSeq names its product NAC domain containing protein 50. Gene Ontology annotation, molecular function: DNA binding. The record is from RefSeq and is a predicted model, not a curated record. The transcript has 4 exons. Lineage: Eukaryota; Viridiplantae; Streptophyta; Magnoliopsida; Malpighiales; Euphorbiaceae. Bases 186 to 1514 code for a protein of 442 amino acids. Gene Ontology annotation, biological process: regulation of DNA-templated transcription.
ACAAAAUAUAUAACACUAAGGAAAAUUUGAAUCCAAACAUAAGAAAUUGCUUGCAAUCGAAGGUACCCUUCUCUGUUUCUUCACUCUCAAUCUAUCAAAACCAAUCUUAUCUUUCUCAUUUCUGUCUCUCUUUGCCCCGAAAAGAUAAGCCCUAACCCAUUUCUUCAUUUCUCUUUCUCUUCAUUAUGGGUCGUGAAACUUGUACCCCACCACAUGCACCAGCACCGCCGUCUGCGGCGGCUGUGGGAGCGAUACAGCCGGCGGGGGCGGUGAAAACAACAGCUUUGGCACCUGGGUUUCGAUUCCACCCAACAGAUGAAGAACUUGUUAGUUAUUACUUGAAACGAAAGGUUUCUAAUAAACCUGUUCGUUUUAAUGCUAUUUCAGAGGUCGAUAUUUACAAGAACGAGCCUUGGGAACUUGCAGAUAAGGCAAGGUUGAAAAGCCGAGACCAAGAAUGGUACUUUUUUAGUGCAUUGGAUAGGAAGUACGGAAAUGGAGCAAGAAUGAAUAGAGCCACAAUUAAAGGUUACUGGAAAGCUACUGGUAAAGAUAGGGAGGUUCGCCGCAGUUCCCAACUCAUAGCAAUGAAGAAAACACUUGUGUUUCACAGUGGGCGUGCACCUGGAGGGCAGCGUACCAAUUGGGUUAUGCAUGAGUAUCGUCUUGUUGAAGAAGAAUUGGACAGACUUGGAGCCUUACAUACCGAUUCAUACGUGCUGUGUAGAGUUUUUCACAAGAAUAAUAUAGGACCACCAAAUGGAAAUCGCUAUGCACCAUUUCUUGAGGAGGAGUGGGACGAUGGUGAGACAGCUCUUGUUCCAGGAGAGGAUGCUGCGGAUGAAGUGGUGGUUGGUCAUGACAAUACUGAAAUGAAUCGUGUUGAGCAGGAUAAUCAUUCCAUUCGUCGAGAUCCCCUUAAUAUCAAUGAACUUCCCAAGGACUCUCAAACUGUUGAUGAAUUUAGAAGACAUGAUUUGCCCGUGUGCAAGACUGAAAGGAUGGAUGAUUGUCCUCCUUGUGUGCUUAAUACAGAAGCAUCCUUUCCCCUGCUCCAGUAUAAAAGAAGAAAGCAUAAUGAUGAAAUGGUGUCUAAUCGGUCAAAUGCUUCAGAGAAUUCAACUAGGACAACUCAAGAUCCUUGCUCAUCCACGACAUCAACAGGAGCAACAACUACAACUACCGACACUACAAUGACAACAGCUACAGCAACGACGACAGCGGUAUCUGCAUUGUUGGAAUUUUCGCUAAUGGAAUCGAUUGAACCUAAAGAGUCUCCUCGUGUUCCUACUCUGAAAUUUGAUUCUUUUGGUCUUGAUUCAACAGUGCCUCCUAGCUGUAUGAAGUUUAUCAACGAUUUGCAGAGUGAGAUCCACAAGAUUUCUGUUGAGAGAGAGACUUUGAAGCUUGAAAUGAUGAGUGCUCAAGCCAUGAUUAACAUUCUUCAAUCUCGAAUUGAUUUUCUCAACAAGGAAAAUGAGGAUUUGAAAAGGAGCAUCCGGUGUAACCAGUAAGCACCAAUGCAUGUUCAAAAAAAAGCACCAAUGCAUGUGUAAUCUUGUUGCUGCUAUUCUGACCUAUGAAUCAUAGGUCCCUGAUGCAGUUUUUCCCCCUCAAGUCCUUACGAUUUGAGGGGAAUGUAAAAUUAGGAUAUUAUUGUUUUAUGUGUUUGUUUUAAUAAACUAUGUUGUAGGAUUAUCAUAAUGUUGGAUUUUGCUUUCUGUAAUGACGAAUUUAGACUGCAGCAUUGUGAGCUGAGACCUUAUUUAGUACUAUCAGUUGUAAUGUAUCUUCUCAUUAAGAAUUCAGCAUUGAUCGUUA